Messenger RNA from Penicillium waksmanii, 270 nucleotides. RefSeq lists its product as uncharacterized. The transcript has 2 exons. Bases 1 to 270 code for a protein of 89 amino acids. Lineage: Eukaryota; Fungi; Ascomycota; Eurotiomycetes; Eurotiales; Aspergillaceae. The record is from RefSeq and is a predicted model, not a curated record.
AUGACCCCCGACAGAUACGUGCCAUCCACGGCCCUCGCCUAUGAUUUACGCUCCAGGCGCUAUCCUUUUCUUGAAUAUCCAAGACGAAACCAAGCAAGGACACGUUUCUAUCAUCUAUUUUACCAAAUCGAGGAGCAGGGAUCGCUACUUGAAAAUCAGCAACAGAAUCUCAUCUCUGAGCUCGAACGUCUGCGCAAUUAUCCAUGGGCCCUGUAUAAUGAGUACAAUAAGGCAAUGGGAGAGCUAGAACGGGCCAAAAUGCACCAGUGA